AUGGAUUACAUUACCUCGAGCCUACUUGUGCCUGUAUUGGGCUGCUGGCCUGGCCACCUUCCAAGGUUUGUAGUAGUAGGCUGGAGGAGCAUGAUGGGAGUAUCCAGGUUGGCGGGUGUGGAUCAAGUGGCUCAUGACUAUGUUCGGGAUGUCGAACUGUCCUUCGACGAGUGGACCGCCGUCUGGGAAUUUCUGACGAAGGUCGGCCAAAUUUCAGACGAUGUAAGGCACGAGAUGGUGCUCCUGUCUGACAUUGUGGGAAUUUCGGCCCUGGUGGACGCGAUCUCAUAUCCGCAUAAGCCUGGUGCCACCGAGUCGUCCGUACUCGGACCCUUCCAUGAUGAAGUGGGCCAACUGGUCGAAAAUGGCUCAGUCAUUGUGAAAGACGACACUUUUGGCGAAGCAACGCUCGUGAGGGGCCAGGUUCGCUCGAUCGACGGCACUCCUGUGAAGAGGGCCUUGAUUGAUGUUUGGGAAACGGACGGCCAUGGAGUCUAUGACCUCGAAUACGCAGAGAAGGAAGGACCAGAUUGCCGAGGCAAGUUCUAUACCGACGAGGAGGGGAAGUAUGCCUUUACUUGUGUCAAACCAAUCCCUUAUCCCAUCUCCAACGAUGGGCCGGUGGGAGAGUUGCUGCGUACAUUGAACCGACACUGGUUCCGGCCGGCUCACAUGCACUUCAUGAUCCUCCAUCCAGAGUACAACAAACUCAUCACGGCGCUGUACACUAGAGACAGCAAAUACAUUGAAAGUGAUACUGUGUUUGGAGUCAAAUCUAGCCUCUUGGUUGAUUACAUAUUUACUGAAGACGCCGAGCUGGCACGACGCUACGGACUGAAGACAUUCAAGCAAACUGUCGUCGGCUCAGAAAAGGAAGGAUUCUGGUUGCUGGAGUUUGACUUUGUUCUCACAGAGAAGGAGGAACCCCCUCCAAGGAAGACGCAUGACUGA
Messenger RNA from Exophiala xenobiotica, 951 nucleotides. RefSeq lists its product as uncharacterized. Bases 1 to 951 code for a protein of 316 amino acids. The record is from RefSeq and is a predicted model, not a curated record. Gene Ontology annotation, biological process: catechol-containing compound metabolic process. The transcript is spliced from 3 exons. NCBI's taxonomy places the organism in Eukaryota, Fungi, Ascomycota, Eurotiomycetes, Chaetothyriales, Herpotrichiellaceae. Gene Ontology annotation, molecular function: ferric iron binding; catechol 1,2-dioxygenase activity.